Lachancea meyersii CBS 8951 is the source of this 2457-nucleotide messenger RNA. The record is from the annotation of a GenBank genome assembly. Lineage: Eukaryota; Fungi; Ascomycota; Saccharomycetes; Saccharomycetales; Saccharomycetaceae.
AUGACUUACACCUUUACUUGUCAUUCGGAUCGGUCGGGAAACCACAGAUGUGCUGUUUUAAAAUUCGAAAAUGUCACGAUAAUGAUGGACCCGGCCUGGAACGGUAGCACUGCAGACCGGGACGAAGCAACUGAGUUUUGGGCUCAAUUGAUAGCACAAACGGACAUAGUGCUGCUGAGCCAGCCGACAGCAGAAUCGUUGGGUGCAUAUGCGUCGUUGUACAUUGGGUUUUUGGCGCAUUUCCACUCACGAAUUGCAGUAUACGCUACAUUGCCCGUGGCCAAUUUGGGAAGAGUCACCACACUCGAUCUCUAUGCAUCACAGGGACUGGUAGGACCAGUGGAAAGCAAUAUGCUUGACGUGGCAGAUAUCGAGGAAGCCUUUGACCACAUCAUAUCAGUCAAACACUCUCAGAUAUUGGACCUCAAAGCGAAAUUCGAAGGGCUUACAGUCGUACCGUACAACUCGGGCUAUGCUCCUGGUGGAUCGAUUUUCAGCAUAACUACUUUUUCAGACAAGGUUAUUUAUGCACCACGCUGGAAUCAUACCAAGGACACAAUUUUGAAUAGCGCCGCGGUUCUAGACGUUUCUGGGAAACCUAUAUCUUCGCUGAUGAGACCAUCGGCAAUUGUCACCACUACGUCUCAUUUAGGCUCUCCAUUGCCAUACAGAAGACGAGCCUCACAGUUCAAAGAGCUUUUGAGAGGCAUAAUUUCUAAAAACGGAACAGCUGUUAUUCCCUGUCAAAUUGGUGGCAAGUUUCUAGAUCUGCUUGUGCUUGUCAAUGACAUGAUUUUCGAGCAGAGGAGAUAUAGAAAUCAGUUCGAUGUGCCAAUUUUGCUGGUUUCCUAUUCUCGGGGCAGGUCCCUCACUUACGCGAAGAGUAUGCUGGAAUGGCUGUCAGCCUCAGUGGUCAAAACUUGGGAGGGCCGGAACAACCGGUCGCCUUUCGACUUAGGUUCACGCUUUGCCAUAGUGACCCCCGAUGAGCUUAAAAAUUACUCAGGGAGUAAGAUGUGUUUUGUUUCCGAGGUCGACAGGCUCAUAAACGAUUCAAUGUUAGCGCUAGGACAAUCAGAUAAAACGACUGUCAUAUUGACUGAACCAGAUGCCACAUCUCAAGCCUCCAACAAGGUCUUAUCAAGCAUGUUCGCCAGCUGGGCGAAGGCAACUAAAGGCCGCGACAAUAAGUCUUUGGAUGUAAGGCCAGUCCUGUUUGCGCAAUCGGUAAAGAUGGACCUUGUGAAAAAUCAACAGCUGGAAGGUCAAGAUCUAGAAAACUUCACAACUAAAAUUCAAAAGAGAAGUGUUGAGCGCACAGAGCUUGCAGAGAGACUCAAAAAAGAGUCACGAGCCGAUGGAGCCUCUGAUGCUGCUGGGUUGCUGAAUGCAAAAGCCGAGGAAGAAGAUGACGAUGACGACGACCUGCCAGACUUUAUUACGGCCGCUAGUCGAAAGGCCAACGCCGUUGCCAAACCAAUAGAUGUACCCGUCGACGUGUACAUCAACCCUGAAGCACCAGCAAGGCAUAAAAUGUUCGCAUUUCAACCGGUAAAGAUCAAGCGAGACGACUACGGCGAUGUUGUAGACUUUUCACAGUUUGUCCCUAAGGAUCAGUUGGAAGAAAACGAUAAAAGGUCUGCGGCAGAUGCCUUUGACGAAGAUGAAGAUCCUUACGAAAUAGAGCUCACUUCAAAGACUACGAAGAAACGACGUGGCGGAGGUUCUGGCAAGGGCAGCAAUAAAAAAAAGGAGGAAAACAUUGAUGAUGUUUCCUACUUGAACACACUCAACAAGCCUUGUCGCAGGUCAGUGAACGAGACGAGCUUCAACAUGAGAUGCUCGCUAUCUGUCGUAGAUCUCACGAGUUUGGUUGACCAACGGUCGAUGUCAGUGAUCUGGCCAGCUUUGAAACCUCGAAACAUUUUGCUGAUGGCUCCCAAGGAGUUACAGAGUGCCACAGCCAUAAAAGCAUUGAAAAGCAAGCUUUUGGAAGUCACAAAUCUCGAAUUCAACAAAUCAACGACAUUUGAGACCUUGAUCAGAUCAAUGGAUAUCUCAGUCGAUCCAGAACUCGACCAACGGCUCAGGUGGCAAAGUAUCAGCGACGGAUACACAAUUGCACACGUUGUUGGACGUCUAAUGCGUGACACAACGCCCUUCGCAGACGCAAAGCAGCAGCAUCGUGACAAAUGGGUGCUUAAACCAAUUUCCAAUGGCUCAAAGCUGUACCCCAAAGUCUCUCUGGCUAUCGGGGACGUGAAGCUGGCCGAGGUCAAGCGACGCAUGACUCAGAAGAACCAUAUUGCUGAGUUCAAAGGUGAAGGGUCUCUGGUUAUUGAUGGAAAAGUCGUCGUCAGGAAAAUUAGCGAUGGCGAAACGGUCGUUGACGGGGCACCCUCAGAACUUUUCUAUGAAGUUAAAGCAGCUGUUGCCGACAUGCUAGCCAAGGUGUGA